Setaria italica (foxtail millet) is the source of this 2145-nucleotide messenger RNA. Its product is annotated as transcription termination factor MTERF2, chloroplastic. Gene Ontology annotation, cellular component: chloroplast. Gene Ontology annotation, biological process: regulation of DNA-templated transcription; chloroplast organization. NCBI's taxonomy places the organism in Eukaryota, Viridiplantae, Streptophyta, Magnoliopsida, Poales, Poaceae. The record is from RefSeq and is a predicted model, not a curated record. The coding region runs from base 172 to 1368 and encodes 398 amino acids. The transcript is spliced from 4 exons. Gene Ontology annotation, molecular function: double-stranded DNA binding.
CCAGUUGCCAGCGCGCAGCAGCCAGCAGCCUGCAGCUUGCGCGGCUGCGGCCUGCGCCACCGUCCACCGAGCUGCGGAUUACACAACCCAAGUCAAAAAAUCACCACCCGCUCGCUGGAGCUGGACCCUGCCAGGCUGCCACGCCUCGUCCGGUCGUCCCCGUCCCCCGCCAUGCCUCUCCUCUUCCACCCCGCCGCCGCUCCCCUCGCCGUCGUGUCCCUCCUCCCGCCCCCCUGCCGCCUCCGCCUCCGCCUCCGCGUCACCCUCACCCGCGCGGGCGCGGCCGCCACGAGCACAGCCGCCACCCCGGCUCCCUCUACCGCCCCCGCGAGCACCUUCGCCGUCGAGGACUACCUCGUCGCCAGCUGCCACCUCACCCCGCCGCAGGCGCUCAAGGCAUCCAAGAACCUCGCGCACCUCAAGUCCGCCUCCAACGCGGACGCCGUGCUCGCCUUCCUCGCGGGCCUCGGGCUCUCAUCCAAGGAGGUCGCCGCCCUCGUGGCCUCCAACCCGCGCGUCCUCUGCGCGCGCAUCGACCGCUCCCUGGCGCCCAUCUCCGCGGAGCUCCGCGCGCUGGGGCUCUCCCCGUCCCAGAUCGCGCGCCUCGCGCAGAUCGGCGGCCGCUACUUCCUCUGCCGCAGCUUCGUCUCCAAGGUGCGGUUCUGGCUCCCGCUCUUCGGCUCCCCGGAGCGGCUGCUCCAGGCCAGCGACUGGAACUACUGGCUCCUCACCUCCGACCUCGAGAAGGUGGUCGAGCCCAACGUCGCCUUCCUCAAGCAGUGCGGGCUCAGCGCCGUGGAUAUCUCAAAGCUACUCGUGGCCGCGCCGCGGCUCGUCACCAUGCACCCGGAGUACGUCCAGGACGCCGUGCGGCGCGCCACGCAGCUCGGCGUCGCGCCGGGCUCCCAGAUGUUCCGCCACGCGCUCUCCACCGCGGGAUGCAUCGGCCAGGAGAAGGUCGAUGCCAAGGUCGCCGUCCUGAAAGAGACGCUGGGGUGGUCGCAGGAGGAGGUGAACCUGGCCGUCAGCAAGGCGCCGCGGAUCCUGGUCGCGUCCGAGGAGAGGCUGCGCCGGAACGCCGAGUUCCUGCUCAACGAGGUCGGGCUGCCGCCGCAGUACAUCGCGCGCCGGUCGGUGCUCCUCAUGUACAGCCUCGAGAGGCGGAUAGUGCCCCGGCAUCUCGUGCUGAAAGCUCUCAAGGACAUGGGGUUGGUUGAGCAGGACCGGUGCUUCUUCAACGUGGUGGCGCCGACCGAAGAGAAGUUCUUGGAGAAAUUCGUUGCUCCCUAUGAGGAAUCCAUCCCCGGCCUUGCUGAUGCUUAUGAGUCUGCCUGUUCGGGGAAGGUGCCAGAGGGAUUUCAACUUUGACUGGAAUAGAAGGAGAAUUUAGAGAAGGUGCCUUCCGAGUUCUUUAAAAGCUACAUUUAUUCAAAAUGUAACCAUGCUGCUAUUCUGUAAGGAAUAUCUUUGGUCGGGGUGCUUGGUUAUAACUUGGAAAUACAAAUUAACUAGGAAGGUGUUACCUAGGCAUCCAUUGACAAACAUUUCUUCAUGGGGGAUGUGGGAAGCUGGCCUAAGUUCAAGAUAUCAGAAUACAAGUAAUACAAGGAUGUUUGGAUUUUGGAUGGAAGGAAUGCUCCUUUCGUAGAGCUCCUCGUGGCUGGAGAGGUGGGCGACUUCAGUUGGACAGGCUAAUAGACUCUGUUGUAUGUAAACCCAGUCGUGAUUGAGAAAAUUUCCCUUUUUGAGAGUUUUCUCAUGGAGAUGAUUCUGAAAGAGGUAGAAGCUGUGCAGGGUAACUGCCAGAGGGAUUUCAGCAUUGACUGGAAUCACAUGGAGAGUUUGGACUUUGGAGGUCUCCACCAAUUGGCAACCUCGUUCUACUGAUGAACUAAGCAGACCAAGUAGAUUCGUGAUGGUUUGUUGUAGGUCUAUUACUGUUGGCAUCAAAGCUGAUGUUCUUAACUAUGAAAAAUGGUGGUUCCUUCUCGAGAGUCUUAGUGUUCAUGUUGGAGCAAUGUGUUUCCUUUUGCGAUCAGCUUGUUAUUAACAGAAGCUGGACAUUGUCACCCUGUAAUGUACCAAGCAUCAAAUGUGUGCCACGCAGAGGUGAUUAACAUAGAGCUUCAUCUUGUAUUCUGCUUA